Molecule: messenger RNA, 567 nt
Organism: Rhagoletis pomonella (apple maggot)
Lineage: Eukaryota; Metazoa; Arthropoda; Insecta; Diptera; Tephritidae
Molecular function (GO): RNA-DNA hybrid ribonuclease activity; nucleic acid binding
Source: RefSeq, a predicted model, not a curated record
AAUUUCAGUCAACUUAUCGGCUAUACAAUCUAUCCUUAAUAUGUCUAAUAUGGAUAACCUGACCAGAUUAAUACGCAAUGCACUUUACAAAGGAGGAAAAUCAAUAAAAAUUAUGUGGGUUCCAAGCCAUGUUUUAAUCCCUGGCAACGAAGCAGCUGACGAAAGAGUAAAGCUUGCAGCUAAAGAACCCCUUAUUGUGGAGAAUGCCUUUUCGAAAAAAGACAUCUACAGGCUGGCAAGUGAACAAAUAUACAAAACUAAGCUGGAAAAAUGGAAGGAUUUCAAGCACCACUACGCAAACGUUAACGUAAAUGGCGAGAAACCUAUAUUUCCGGAGAAGAUCAGCAGCAACAAUUUAAAAGCGUUUAUUAGACUACGUAUUGGACAUACGAUUGUUACCCAUGAAUCUGUCCUGAAAGGUUCGAGGUCGCCACAGUGCUCCUAUUGCAACGUGGAAACAAUCACCGUAACUCAUCUCCUCGACAGAUGUCAGCAUUUCGCUACAAUCAGAGCUAGCAUCUUCAACACCAUUGCAUCCAAGUUAUUGAAAAACCAGGACAUUGAAUC